This is a messenger RNA of Sapajus apella (tufted capuchin), 826 nucleotides long. RefSeq names its product 3 beta-hydroxysteroid dehydrogenase/Delta 5-->4-isomerase type 1-like. Lineage: Eukaryota; Metazoa; Chordata; Mammalia; Primates; Cebidae. Gene Ontology annotation, biological process: steroid biosynthetic process. The coding region runs from base 161 to 826 and encodes 221 amino acids. Gene Ontology annotation, molecular function: 3-beta-hydroxy-Delta5-steroid dehydrogenase (NAD+) activity. The transcript is spliced from 5 exons. The record is from RefSeq and is a predicted model, not a curated record.
GUUCACAAAAAAAAUGGGGUGGAGGAAAAUAAGGCAUCUGUGUGAGUUUAUAACCAUUUGACAUGUCUUUUUAGCCCUCUCCUGGGUCACCCUAGAAUCAGAUCUGCUUCCUGGCAUCUUCUGUUUCCUGGUGACUAUUUCCUGCUACUUUGGAUUGGCCAUGACGGGCUGGAGCUGCCUUGUGACAGGAGCAGGAGGGUUUCUGGGUCAGAGGAUCAUCCGCCUGUUGGUGGAGGAGAAGGAGCUGAAGGAGAUCAGGGCCUUGGACAAGGCCUUCAGACCAGAACUCAGGGAGGAAUUUUCUAAGCUCCAGAGCAAGAUCAAGCUGACGAUGCUGGAAGGAGACAUUCUGGACAAGUCAUGCCUGAAGAGAGCCUGCCAGGACAUCACGGUCGUCAUCCACACGGCCUCCAUCAUUGAUGUCUUGGGUGCUAUUCACAGAGAGUCUAUCAUGAAUGUCAACGUGAAAGGUACCCAGCUCCUGUUGGAGACCUGUGUCCACGCUAGUGUGCCAGUCUUCAUCUACACCAGCACCCAUUUCUCACGUAAAGGCCAGCAAAACUCUGAGCUAGCUGACUUUUUAGCAGGUCACUGGGCAACCGAGUUGACGAUCUACAGUUCACUGGAAACGCCCACAUCAAGACUCCCAAAGGCCAUCGCAGCCUGCCCUAGUCUACCGCCCGCCAUCCUGUUCCCAUGCCAGCCCAGGAACGGCUCUUCCUCACGGUCCUCCAAGCUCUUCGCCCCCCUACAGCGUGUAUUUAAGGAAGUCAUCACCCCCAGCGCAUCUCCUGAACAUGUCUUCCAUGAGAGGUGGCAAGUAUAG